Molecule: messenger RNA, 735 nt
Organism: Cajanus cajan (pigeon pea)
Lineage: Eukaryota; Viridiplantae; Streptophyta; Magnoliopsida; Fabales; Fabaceae
Source: RefSeq, a predicted model, not a curated record
AUGGGGAUUGUGGAGUUCCCAGUUCUAGUUGAAAAGGCAAAAACAGUUGAGAGAUUUGAAGGAGGAAAUAGAUUGGCAAAGAGUCCAGUGGGAUCAUCUGAAUUUGGAAGGGGGAAACAUCUUCAAAAGAGACCAUCUCAAUUUCAGAAGGGGAAUGCUAAUAAGAAACCAACGGGGACUACUACUACAGGAGUUGUUCAGAGUGUUGAAGCUGAAACGUCAUCUGAGCUGGUAAAGGGAAAGGGCAAGGUUGAUGGUAAUGAUAUUUCUAUUCUAUUUGAUUCUGGUGCUUCAUAUUCUUUUAUUUCUUAUGAAUGCGUGACAAGGUUAAAUUUGGUUGUGAGUUCAUUGUGUGUGGAUCUAGUUGUUUCUACUCCAGCUUCAGGAAUGGAUUGGCUUUCUGCCAAUAGGAUUUUGAUAGAUUGUUCAAAGAAGAGAUUAAUCUUUCCUACUGUUGAACAGGAGAGAUUUAUUUCUAGUGGACAGGUGGAUGGGUUGUUGAAGGGUGGAGCUCUUGGGUUUAUGAUCCUAUCUUUUAUUAGUGUAAAGAAUGAAAAGUUGUUGAAUAGUAUUGAUGUUGUUAGAGAAUUCCCAGAGGUUUUUCCGGAUGAUGUUCUGGGAUUACCACCAAAGCGAGAGUUGGAGUUUAGUAUUGAUCUUAUACCAGGGGCGGGACCAGUGUCUAUUUCUCCUUAUAGAAUGGCACCAACGGAGUUGUCUGAAUUAAAGAAGUAG